Molecule: messenger RNA, 333 nt
Organism: Sclerotinia sclerotiorum 1980 UF-70
Lineage: Eukaryota; Fungi; Ascomycota; Leotiomycetes; Helotiales; Sclerotiniaceae
Exons: 2
Coding region: 1-333 (110 amino acids)
Source: RefSeq, a predicted model, not a curated record
AUGACUUUGACAAGCAGGACUUCGGAUAUUGCGGUGUUAUUAAGUCAUUCUCAUAUGUCUCUGGAAAACGAGCGUUUCGAUUUGCUGCAGGGAAAAUCAAUGACUUGGGAUUAUAGUCACACAACAAUCGGAGCGGCAGAAUAUACAUCAAUUGUAUCUGAUAUUGCGAUAGACUUUAGGUCAAGAAAAGCCAUCGAUAGAGUCAAAGGACGACUCGAUCAAGCGAGCAGUGAUGAACUCUCAAAAAGCCGCCUUUCUCCUCCUAUGUUCAUGCUGACAGAACCAAAUAGACUCGUGCUGCAGGACCAGACUAAACGUGUCUUUCCUUACUAG